Messenger RNA from Myxocyprinus asiaticus (Chinese sucker), 4728 nucleotides. Its product is annotated as kinesin-like protein KIF19. Lineage: Eukaryota; Metazoa; Chordata; Actinopteri; Cypriniformes; Catostomidae. The coding region runs from base 209 to 3247 and encodes 1012 amino acids. Gene Ontology annotation, molecular function: microtubule binding; microtubule motor activity; ATP binding. The record is from RefSeq and is a predicted model, not a curated record. Gene Ontology annotation, biological process: microtubule-based movement. The transcript has 20 exons.
CGUGUAUUGCUCGCACAGUGUGUUUAUAAUAUUAGAGACAGUGUAAAGCGCAGGCGAAUUCAGCGCCUCCUUCUGCGUCGCGGCUGUCACGGAUGCAUCGCGUUUUGUUACACAAAUCAUGAUAGCAUCACGUAUGUUGUGCAUUCUUCAUGAAACGCGCAUGUUUUAGUUCAGAAAUAACCUUUGAAAGGUCCCGCAAAACAUUACGAUGAAGGACACAGGAGAAUCAAAGGACCAUCAGCUGACUGUGGCCCUGCGGAUUCGCCCUUUGAGCGAUGCUGAACUGGAGGAAGGAGCCGCUAUAAUAGCCCACAAAGUGGAUGACCAGAUGGUGGUAUUGAUGGACCCGAUGGAGGAUCACGAUGAUAUUCUUCGUGCUCAUAGAUCCAGAGAGAAGACUUAUAUGUUUGAUGUGGCCUUCGAUAAUUCAGCCAUGCAGGACGAGGUGUACCGAUUCACCACUAAAGGCUUGAUUGAAGGCCUUAUAUCAGGGUACAAUGCCACUGUUUUUGCCUACGGACCCACAGGUUGUGGGAAGACAUACACUAUGCUGGGAACAGACAGAGAACCUGGUAUCUACGUACGCACAUUAAAUGACCUGUUCAAAGCCAUUGAAGAAACCAGUGAUGACAUGCAAUACAGUGUCUCGAUGUCCUACUUGGAGAUCUACAAUGAGAUGAUAAGAGACUUGCUGAAUCCAUCCUCUGGGUUUCUGGACCUGAGAGAGGACUCGAAGGGAGAGAUACAGGUUGCUGGGAUCACAGAGGUCUCCACCAUCAAUGCGCGUGAGAUCAUGGAGUUGUUAAUGAAGGGAAACAAGCAGAGGACUCAAGAACCGACGGCAGCCAAUCAGACGUCGUCUCGCUCUCACGCUGUACUGCAGGUGGUCGUGCGACAACAGAGUCGAUGCCGAGACAUUCUACAGGAAGUACGAUUUGCACGUCUCUUCAUGAUUGAUCUGGCAGGGUCUGAGCGGGCUUCACAGACACAGAACAGGGGUCAGAGGUUAAAAGAAGGAGCUCACAUCAACCGUUCUCUGCUCGCGCUGGGGAACUGCAUCAAUGCCUUGAGUGAAAAGAAUGGCAACAAAUACAUCAAUUACAGAGAUAGCAAACUCACGCGACUGCUCAAGGACUCUUUGGGAGGGAACAGUCGGACAGUGAUGAUUGCCCACAUAAGCCCCGCCUCUUUGGCCUUCGAAGAUUCACGGAAUACCUUGACCUAUGCCGACCGUGCCAAAAGCAUCCGCACACGGGUAAAGAGAAACCUGUUGAAUGUGACCUAUCACAUCGCUCAGUACACCAGCAUUAUAUCUGACCUGCGCAGCGAGAUUCAGAGGUUGAAGAAAAAAAUUGCGGACCAGGCCAGCAGACAGCUUAACCCAGACAGAACAGACAUCCGCCAUGUUCAAGCGGAGGUACAAGCUCACUCAUCUCAGCAGAGUCGGGCUGAGAUGGACCAACUGCGAGAGCAGCUGAUUGAUGCGUUUAGACAGCAGAUGGAUAUCAGGAAGCAUCUUAUGGAGCUGGACAACAGCAACAUGGAAAUCCAAAUUGACACAUCCAAACACUUGCUGACCAUUGCAGACUGGGAGCAGGAGCGUUUCAGAAGAAGAAAGAAGUGGCAGGGGGAGAGGAGGAAGGAGAGUUUUCAUAAGGAUGAGAGUGAGAAAGACUCCGACACACCAGAAUCUCUGCCGGACAGCACAGAGACACAAGAGGUAGCCAUUGCCAGAGAGAACCUCAUCACGCUCAUGGCCGAGCAGAAGAAAAUACAAAAACACAAGGCCGGUCUGGAGCAGCAUCUGGCAGAGCUGAGAGAAAAAGCUCGACAUCUCGAGGAGCUUCUCCCCCGCCGCGUGAGCUCCGAGGAGCAGAGGGAGGUUCUUUGCCUCCUCUGUAAGGUCCAUGAGUUGGAGAUCGAGAAUGCUGAGAUGCAGUCCAGCGCUCUGCUCAAGGACAACGUGAUCCGGCAGAAAAACGUGGUUGUUCAGCGGUUUGAGCAGCACAGGCACCUCUGCCACGAGAUCAUCCAACAGCAGCGGCAGUUUAUUGAUGAUCACAGUCUCUUGGUCCCCCCUCAUCUUCAAGAGCUCUAUGAGAUGUACAUGAAGCAAAUGGAUGAGAAGAACUUGGAUAGAGUCGUGGCCUUGGAUAAGUUCACCAUUCGUACUCUUAAGGAGGGUUCCUUGCCCAAGAUCACCCUCCCCAGCAGAGGUCGUGACCCCUUGCAGGAGCUGGACUCAGAUCAGGAUAGUGUUCGCAUGCUGGGCUCAGACAACAGACAAGGGCGGACGAAAGUGAGGAGACACACACUGCCUCCCAUCCUCCCAGAGCCUGAUGGAGAGCGAGUUUUUAAGAGCAGUCACAAACAGAUGAAGAACUCUGUAGUAAUGACACCACCCCCCAUUCAUAUCAAUGGACAUGGCAACAGAGAGCUGUUGCCAUCUGUCCUGGAUGACACUCUGAGAUACAGUCAUCUCAGUCACAGUAUGAGCAGCCACCUGGACUCCUCACCUGAGAGCAGUGAGAACGGCACAGAUGCUCCUCUCACACCUAAAGAGAGACAGCAGAUUCUAAGAGGUGUGCAGAGCAUUGCAGUGAAGGCCGCCCGACGCCGAUCUAAAGUCCUUGAAUUAGAUGCCCUGCGAUUGCCUCCUCCUCCCUCCCCUCUAGAUCCCAAGAAACACAAGAGUAACCUAUCACUGAGCGAGGCGCCCCCUAAAGGCCUGGUGCUGCGUCGUGGGAGACAGCCCAGCCCAGAGCUACGGCAUGCCACCUCUGAUGACAACUUGUCCAGCAGCACAGGAGAUGGCCCCGCACCCAACGGCACAUGGACGAGGCCCCGGAACCGUCAGGUUGUUAAGAACCCCCCUGCACGGGAGCAGGACUUUGAGGGUCGGAGACGCAAGAGGAGGUCUCGAUCAUUUGAAGUCACAGGACAGGCACUGUCUCAGGCAAAGAACACAAGCCAACGAUUUCGUCCCCUGGAUAGCACUUCUGAUGCCCACCUACACAUUAACGGCCAUCCUCCUGCCCCUCUCCUGCGGCCCCAACACAAGGCCCAACCUCAGCUUACAAAAACCCGGCCCUCGCACAACAUCCACCAAACAGGAUCAACAGCUGAUGUCACUUCCUCCAACCUGCCCUCCCACCUCAUUAAGCGUGGUGCACAAACAAAGCAACUUCAGCCUCUCCUGUAUGUCACCACCACUGGGACGGGCGGCCAGCGAACCCGGAAACACUGAAGACUUUGAGGACUUUCUCUUGGUAGACCCGAAGUCCUGGCCUGAGCACGAUGGAUGGAUCCCCUCCCAUAAAAGCAUGUAGAGAUAAAAUGGAAGGUUUCCUCAUUGUAUUUUAAUGGAAGAGCUGUACCAUGAGAUCAGACUUAUGAUUCUAUGUAUUCUCCAUAAAGGAAGACCAUUGGGUUGUUGUUCCCUUCCUGAGUUUUUGCUAAAAUGCUUGUAGCUAUUCUCUAAUGACAGGUGACUUAUGAUGCCUGCUUUAUUUUGUUAAAAAAUCCAUUGGUUUCAGUAAAUGGCAAGAACUGAUUGCCAUGAAUUCCACAGCCUCGACUUAUGUCAACUUUAUAGUGGUGUUCAGAUUGUAGUCCUAAAAAAAAAAAAAAAUGAAUUUUCGAGCUCUUGGUUCCCUCUGGAAUUUCUAUUGGGCUUUUAGAAUAGCGGUUAAUGAGUAAGCUAGCAUGACUUAAAGAGACUUUCAUGUUUUGUUCUAAAAUAUGAAUUACACACAGACAUACUGUACCAUACACAUACAUUUUGAAGCUGUUGAAUGCUUUAAAAACGCAAGUUGCUAAUAAAGCCAUUCAUCAGUCAGUCCUCUUGUUUAUGUUGUAGAACAAACUGGAAAGUCUUUUAAAGUAAUGUUAAGCACAAAACGUAUUUUACUCAUAAAUUGAAAACUGAUAUUCUAAUAACCUAUUAGAAAUUCCCAAGGGAACCCAUGGCGAGUUAGCCUUCAGGGUUGGCCUACAAUUUGAUGUCAUGACUGAACAGUUCUAUUCCCGCAAUGACAUGCAAAAAUGCUCUUUUUUUUUUUUUUUUGAGACUAGCUAUUUUGACAGGGGACAAAACCUGCCUCAAAUGCCUUUCGGUUGAAUAUUUAUAUCAGGCCUUUUAGUGACAUCCUGAAAAGUUAGUUCUAAGUCUACAAAACUACAAUGGUGACGCUUGUGUAUGUUACUACAGAAUCAAAUAUGCCCCUCUCAUUCCGCAGGGAACAAUAUAUAUUUCGCAGCUGCUGUGAUUGUGAAAUUAUUGCUCCCUCAGGCCUUGCACAAAUUAAUGUACUGUCAGACUGCUUAUGAAUCAUACGUCUAGCUUCUGUGAAUUCUUCUCUGAUAAUACACGCCGCUGCAUUAUUGAUGUCAUUUUGUGUUUACUGGUAAUAAUCAAUUUAAUUUUGCCUUCUGUCAUUCAGGUUUCAGCGUAACUGUUUUCUUUAAAAUCCUUUUGGGUUUGUGUUAGAUCUUAGUACCAGACGAGGUGGCAUAUUUAAUGUAUUCCAGACCCUCUGUGGUUUAUUUUAAAUGAAAUAGGAAAAACAAACAAAUACUGCUGCCUUUUCUUUUAAAUGUUCUGAAAGUUUAUGUAUUUUUAUUUUUUUUUCAUAAUUAUACAUACACUUUUUCUACUCUUAAUUUUAUACCUUUUUUGUAACUAAAAUAAAUUUGAUUGACAAAGUGAUCACACGUUGUACAUGUGUU